Molecule: messenger RNA, 1814 nt
Organism: Rotaria sp. Silwood2
Lineage: Eukaryota; Metazoa; Rotifera; Eurotatoria; Philodinida; Philodinidae
Source: the annotation of a GenBank genome assembly
AUGUCUGGUCUUCGAGAAUUAUCAAUAAUGACAAAUCCAUAUCAGCUUCUAAAACAACUCAAAGGAACACAAUUCAAAAAUAACAGAGCAUUGGCAAUGCCCUCUGCAUUUAUAUUUGAUGAUCAAUACCCUAUUGAACAGCUAUGUUUCAUUUUUCCAUGUGUGCAACGUUUACGCAUAGAUUCAAUUAACAAAGCAAUGAUGAUCCGUAUGAUUGAUGGAUUUACGCAUUUGUCAAAUGCAUCGUUCUGUCUUAAAUCGUUGUCCAAACGAGAUCAAAACGAUUGGCAAGUGAAACCAGAAUGGGCACUUUAUGAAGCACAACGACUAAAAUGUUCCACCUAUACUUGUCGAUAUGAGAAUUCAUAUCUACACGCAUGGAUCAGCGAACAAGUGAGUCAGCUGCAAUAGAAAACACUUUUAUUGUUAUACUAAUAUUGUCAUUUAGUCUCUACCCUCUUCCCGAGUAUGGCAUUGGCUGCAACAAAGAGAUUACUGGUAUUACAGAGUUCAAUCGAUUAGCGGACCGUUGGUUAAUCCAAUAAUCGAUUUUAUUCAUGCUUUCAUUUCUAUAUCAUUCCUUAUAAUGUUUUACUCAUUUACGAUUAUUUACUUCAACUAUGAGCUACCCUUUCUCAUACAUCUUUUAAUAUGUACUGUAAUAAUGGUACAUAGUUCACAGUCAAAAACUUCUAAGAAAUACUUCGUAAUCAUUAUUUGUUUGGUGACCGUAUGUGCCUAUGAUGUUAUACAGUAUUUGAUCAAUCAUGAUUGUUAUUGUCUGGUAUAUUAUCAGAUAGGUCGCUCCUUUUGCGGAGACAAUGAAUCAGCUACAGCGAACUGGACUAUGUUCUUAUCGAUAAAUGAUCUGAACUCCCACACAUAUAUACGUUCCUAUAUCAAAGACACAUUCGUUUGUGAUUCUUCGUAUUUUGUCUUUUCAUACUUUGUAGGUAUCAUUACUUUUUCUGUCAAAACUGUCUUUUAUAUAUUUCAUCUUGUGUUCAAUGACUUUCUCCGAUUUCUCUAUUUGAUUGUAUUUAUAGGUAGCCUAAGACAGACGUAGAAAUUAACUGAAAACAAGGUAACUGCAAUUUUCUCUGUAAAUAUAUCUGGUUGUAUCGCCCUCAUAUCAUCAUUCUCUUAAUAGUCUGGAUAUUUACAAUCGAAAUUCUGAAGGACAUGACGUACGAAUGUUCUCUUUUUGUCAUGCUUUAGAUUUCGAAAUCGAACUUUCCAACGCGUUUGAAUACUAUUCAUUUUACAAAACUUCCCCUGUACCUAAGGUCUAAGAUGAAUCAAAUUAAAAAACGAAAUUAUUGAAUAUAUCGAGUAAUCUAUCCUGUUCUCUUGUAUUGUCUUCUAGGUAAAAUCUACUUGCAUUAAAAGAGUGUGGGUGUGGGUGUGGAUGUGGCUCUAGCAUGGGUGUGGCUAAAAAGAUGACCAACACCCACACUCACUCCCGCGCUCACACCUACACCUCAGACCAACAUCCGCCACGGCGACGGCUCAGUUGCACGGCUCACAUCUCUAGUUAGUUCAAGUAUUAUUCUUCAGUUUCUGAGAAAAGCCAAAAAAGUUUACUUACUAUAAUUUUCUUUUUUUUAUUCAGUUCUCAUGAGACUUCUAGCUAUUUUAUUGGAGGAAUUCAGUUGUCAAAUUAUUUUCUUUCCUUUGUUGUUUUCAAUUAUUUAUUCUCAUAUUUGCACGUCAUCGUCCGGGCAAUCUAAAUCGGUUGCUCCUAUUUGAUUGUUUUGUCUGUCAUCAUUCCGUUGUUGUAAUUUAUUGAGGGUGGGGUGCGUUUUGGGGUGGGC